Molecule: messenger RNA, 387 nt
Organism: Colletotrichum higginsianum IMI 349063
Lineage: Eukaryota; Fungi; Ascomycota; Sordariomycetes; Glomerellales; Glomerellaceae
Exons: 2
Coding region: 1-387 (128 amino acids)
Source: RefSeq, a predicted model, not a curated record
AUGGUCUAUCCUCCCCCACCACCACCACCACCACCACCACCACAUGCCGCUAUGCGGGAGUCUCGAAAACACGAGGUGUCUUCGGAGUCUCUCUGGUGGCCUGCGACGGCCGGAUUCCUGCAGGCUUUAGCUUCAUUAUGGGUCGGUUCUGAUGGGUUCUCGGGAGUUGUCGCGCCCGUGGCCGAUGUUGCGGUUGACCAUAAGUGCCCGGGUGGAGUCUCGGCGAGUCAGGCUCGAGUUGUCAACUCAAGCCAGCUGCAAAAGGCGACGCCUUGGCCUCGGGAGUUCGCGGACCGUCGAGGUCUGGCUGUUGAAGAGUCGGUGAGGUGGCGGUACAACUGGGGCAUGUCUUUCUCUGUCGUUGUCCAUGAGGAUCGCAAAGUUUGA